This is a messenger RNA of Mesocricetus auratus (golden hamster), 1785 nucleotides long. It is a transcript of the gene Noc4l, whose product is annotated as nucleolar complex associated 4 homolog. The record is from RefSeq and is a predicted model, not a curated record. The transcript has 15 exons. Gene Ontology annotation, biological process: ribosome biogenesis. Gene Ontology annotation, cellular component: nucleolus; Noc4p-Nop14p complex; small-subunit processome. Lineage: Eukaryota; Metazoa; Chordata; Mammalia; Rodentia; Cricetidae. The coding region runs from base 61 to 1611 and encodes 516 amino acids.
CGUCACAAGCGCGACUAAGCUAGGUUCAGACAUCCUUUGGUUGGAGCAGCUAGCGGCAUCAUGGAUCCUCUGCCGGCUUCGGCGGGCUCCCGCGGGGAGCUGGGCCGCCUACUCCAGGCGGUGCUAACGAGCCGCGGCCAGGCCAACGCGGUGUUUGACAUCCUGGCGGUGCUUCAGUCCGAGGACCCUGAGGAUAUCCAGGAAGGAGUGCGCACGUGCAGCCGACUCUUCGGUACCUUGCUGGAGCGGGAAGAGCUGUUCGUGGGAUCGCUGCCGCGGGAGGACACGGUCCUGGCAGGGUCCCAGGAAGCCACACAAAAAUACAAGGUGUGGAUGAGACACCGCUACCACAGCUGCUGUAACCGCCUGGAGGAGCUACUGAGCCAUCCCUCCUUCCAGGUCAAGGAGCUGGCCCUCAAGACACUCAUGAAGUUUGUGCAGCUGGAAGGAGGGAAACCCCUUGAGAAGCCCCAGUGGGAAAGUCACUACCUCUUCCCCCGUACACUCUUCAGGUCAGUGGUAGGCGGCCUGCUCAUACCCGAGGAUGACCAGAGCCUGCUUAUCUCCCAAUUCUGUGAGUACUUGGAAUAUGAUGACAUCCGGUACCACACAAUGCAGGUGGCCACAAGCACUGUGGCCAGAGCCACCAGCCAGCAACCUGAGGUGUCACUCACCUUCUGGAACAAUGCCUUCAUGUUGCUAUCUGCCGUGAGCCUGCCCCUCCAGGAGCGUGACCUCACCAACUUCUAUGUGCAGCAUGCAGAGACGUCAGACAAGUGGAAGGUCAUUCACUUGAAGGAGCACAGAAAAGCGUUCCAGGAGAUGUGGCUUGGUUUCCUCAAGCAUAAGCUGCCCCUCAGCCUCUACAAGAAGGUACUGGUGACUAUGCAUGACUCCAUCCUGCCUCACCUGGCUCAGCCCACCCUCAUGAUUGACUUCCUCACAAGUGCCUGUGAUGUGGGUGGUGCCAUCAGCCUCCUGGCCUUGAAUGGGCUUUUCAGCCUGGUCCACAAACAUAACCUGGAAUAUCCUGAUUUCUACCAGAAGCUCUAUGGCCUCCUGGAUCCAUCCAUCUUUCAUGUCAAGUACCGAGCCCGUUUCUUUCACUUGGCCGACCUCUUCCUUUCCUCUUCCCACCUCCCUGCAUACCUGGUGGCUGCCUUUGCAAAACGCCUGGCCCGGCUGGCCCUAACAGCACCUCCUGAGGCUCUGCUCAUGGUCCUGCCCUUCAUUUGCAACCUGUUGCGUAGACACCCUGCCUGCCGAGUUAUGGUGCACCGUCCACAGGGCCCUGAGCUCAGUGCUGACCCAUAUGACCCACUGGAGAAGGACCCUGCCAGGAGCCAGGCAUUGGAAAGCUGCUUGUGGGAGCUGCAGACUCUCCAGCAGCACUACCAUCCUGAGGUGUCCAGAGCUGCCAGUGUCAUCAACCAGGUGCUGUCUGACCCCGAGGUUAGCAUUGCAUCGCUUCUGGAACUUACUGCAUAUGAGAUCUUUGAGCGGGACCUGAAGAAGAAAACAGCUGGGUCAGUGCCUCUGGAGUUCAUCCCAGCCAAAGGCCUGCUGGGCAGACAGGAUGACCUCUGUGCCCAGUUCUUCACUCUCAGCUGACCUGGCUGUUGCCUAAUCUAAGGAUUUUCUUUUUGUGUCUGAGACAGGAUCUCACUGUGUAGCCCAAGCUGGCCUGUAACUUGUGGGCCUCCUGCCUCAGUUUCCCCAGUGCUGAGGUUACAAGGAUACACCACCAUGCCAUGCCUGGGUUGAAAUAAAUGGUUUUUUAAGGGA